UCUUUGAGACAUCGAGCAAAAUUCAUGCAUGAUCAGUCUAAGCACCCUGGAGCAAUGAAGUCUGCACGUGUAUCCAUAUAUGGGUCACGGGUCCACGUGUAAGCUUCAUUGCAUGAGGGUGGAUAGGUGAGACCACCAGAGAACAGAUAUAUGCGGACAUCUCCGCAAUCCCUGAAAUGCCAGUACAGUGCAAGAGGGGGGAGAAAGGGGCCAGCCCGGUCUAGCAAAUGAGAAAAUAGAGAAGUGGGGAGUCCGACGGUGAAUUUUACGUCAAGCUUGAGAUGUGGGCGUGAAGCAGGGAGAGAAAAAAAAAAAAAAAAAAAAAAACACGAGGCAUUACCGCCUUCUCUUAACGGGGUGCACCAUUUCACUUCUCUGCGCCUCGCCGACAACGGGAAAAUCACGAAGAGUUUCUGAAUAGCUGCUUGAACUAAACAGCGAUGUUCAACGCGCAGAUUUGGCAAUCUUUUCCCCUCACAACUAUCUAAAAUUGUAUAUACUCCAAUGGUUUUUCUGGACGUAGGAUGGGAUUAACUUUGUCUGGAAGAUACAUUUCAUUGUUUCUUGCUGUUCAAAUAGCCUAUCUGCUGCAGGCAGUUCGAGCGGCUGGGAAAUGUGAAACAGUGUUCAAAGGUUUCUCCAACUGCCUGCUUCAACUGGGAGAGAACAUGGCCAACUAUCCACAGGAGCUGGACGAGAAGGAAAACCUUCGGACCAUCUGCACUUACUGGGAUGAUUUCCAUUCAUGUGCGACCACUGCUCUGGCAGACUGUCAGGAGGGAGCCACAGAUCUAUGGGAGAAGCUGAAAAAAGAGUCCAGAAAUCUGGACUUUCGCGGCAGCUUGUUUGAACUGUGUGCGGCUGGGAACGGCGCGAGCCGAUCUACGGUUCCGUUCGGCGUAACGCUGAUCCUCACUGCACUGUCUGCGCUCGUGACGUGGAUGCAGUUUUAACCCACGGGAAGAGAAGAGAGAGAGAGAGAGAGAAAAAAAAACGAAGAAGAAAAAAAAGAGAGAAGACCAUCAACACAAGAAUAAUAAUAAUAAUAAAAAAGAAUAAUAAUUAAUGACGAUCAAAAUUCAUCCUCACCCAAAUGGAUUUAUAUGCUUAUUUCAUCUGGAGAAAAAGACGUUUUUUUGCAAGAGACAAUGGGAAGAAGAAGUCUUCUGGGAAUGCUCAAGCACAUUUGCCUGACUCUGGGUCGAUUACAUGAAAUAUUUAUCAGAUAUUGAGUUGAAAUGACGGCCUGAAUUUGUGAAAGGUCCUGGUUAGAAGCGUAGUAUUUUAUAACAUUACCGUCUGUUAUGAAUGAAUUAUUAUUACUGUAGGCUUUUCACAUUCUCAACGGCCAUCAUAUAGAAAGAUAGGAAUAUUCUCCCAUCAGUUUGUUUUAUAUGCUCUUUGUCAAUGUUUAGUUUUCAUUUAUCAAUUUUAUUUUAGUCAAGCCAAGUAUAUGGAUGUGUUGAUGGGGUUAGAUGGUUUGCUGACCCACCAAUCGGGAACGUCUCUAAUAAUCACGAUGCUAAUAAUAGACUAUAAAUAAUAAUAAUAAUAAUAAUAAUUAUAAUAAAUAAACCUCAGGAAUGAAUACAGGCAUAUAUUUAGUGGAAUACACGAGAACAGAGGAAGAUUAUAUUAAAAAGAGUUUAUUAAAGAACAAAGAAAUGUAAAAUGUAGCCAUCGGAAGGCUUUGAGAUGAGUUGACUGUUGCCAUUUUUUCCCCAAAAAUGUUAUUCGAUUCCAUUCAAAGAAUAUUUGUCUCUUUUUAUGUAGGACACAUAACAGUAUAAAGCUGACACUUUACAUUACAGUGUCCAUGUUGCAUAUAACAAUGUGUAAUUACAUACAAGCAGCUCCAGGAAAUAAUUACACAUCAAGUACACAUAGUUCAUGACUAUUACGCAGUACUUACAUAGUAAUUACACUGCAACGUAAAGUGCGGCCUGUACUUCUCCCAACAGUAUCGUAGCACGACAAUAUCUGGACCUUGACAUUAAUAGUUGGAUGAAGUGAAUUUUGCUAGCUUUAUUUGAUGUUGCCAAGGCAUAGACCACGUUUCACUGCCUUCAGAAGAUGUGUAUUUUGUUUGUUCGUACGUUUGUUCGUUUCUGGGGAUGUUGCAUAUGAAAUACCUGAAUAUUCAAAACCAUACAAGUAAAUAAGAGAUGUAUGUGAAAUGAAAAGAGAGAUACUUUAACCGAAACAGUUUUAAAACAGAUUGAUUAUACAGGUAUAUAAAAUAGACUGCUAAAAAGAAGUAUUUAAAAGUAUUAAAUAAAACAGUUACUGUUUGAAA
Messenger RNA from Megalobrama amblycephala (Wuchang bream), 2296 nucleotides. RefSeq names its product neuritin 1a (gene nrn1a). Gene Ontology annotation, biological process: nervous system development; neuron projection extension. NCBI's taxonomy places the organism in Eukaryota, Metazoa, Chordata, Actinopteri, Cypriniformes, Xenocyprididae. Gene Ontology annotation, cellular component: plasma membrane. The record is from RefSeq and is a predicted model, not a curated record.